AUGGCUCAAUUACCGGCGCAGACGAUCCAUCGGGAUCCUCAACUAUUUUACUGGAUCCUGCUUCCCAUUACUGCUGUGAUGAUCUUAACAGGUGUCCUGCGAUAUUAUGCCACUGUCUUGAUGCAAACACCUCCCAAGAAGCUCGACCAGAAGGCGACGCGAGAGCAGCGAUCUUUACUGCACGGUAUCGCAGUGCGCAGUAACUUCCACGUUUUAUCCGAACCAUCUUUCCGCGCGAGACGAGACUACCUUACCAAUGCCUACGAAUCCGGUGCCUACCUGAAAGACCCCGAGCGACGUGGCCAGCCUCCUCCUAACCCGAUGACCGACCCUGGCGCUAUGGACGGUAUGAUGGGGAUGAUGAAGAACAACAUGGCUAUGAUGAUCCCUAACACUUUGAUAAUGAGUUGGAUCAAUGCCUUCUUCAGUGGUUUCGUCAUUAUUAAGCUACCUUUUCCUAUUACUAUCAAGUUCAAGAGUAUGUUGCAAGCUGGUGUUGCGACAAAGGAAAUGGACCCUCGAUGGAUGUCAAGUAUCAGUUGGUACUUCUUGUGUUACUUUGGAUUGCAAUUUGUGUUCAACUUCUUGCUUGGGAAUGAGAAUGCCGCAAAUCAAAUGGCUCAGCAGAUGGCAGGAAUGGGUGCCCAGAACCCUCAAAUGUUUGGCCCUGGUGUAGACCCCGAUAAACAGUUCAAGACGGAGGCUGAAAACCUUGCUGUAGUUGAGCAUUAUUCGGUUCUGGACGGAGUUGAGGGUCGAUUGCUCGAGGGUAUCAAGUCUAAAUAA
Messenger RNA from Hypoxylon trugodes, 786 nucleotides. RefSeq lists its product as uncharacterized. NCBI's taxonomy places the organism in Eukaryota, Fungi, Ascomycota, Sordariomycetes, Xylariales, Hypoxylaceae. The transcript is spliced from 4 exons. The record is from RefSeq and is a predicted model, not a curated record. The coding region runs from base 1 to 786 and encodes 261 amino acids. Gene Ontology annotation, cellular component: membrane; EMC complex. Gene Ontology annotation, biological process: protein folding in endoplasmic reticulum.